This is a messenger RNA of Exophiala viscosa, 2088 nucleotides long. RefSeq lists its product as uncharacterized. NCBI's taxonomy places the organism in Eukaryota, Fungi, Ascomycota, Eurotiomycetes, Chaetothyriales, Herpotrichiellaceae. The record is from RefSeq and is a predicted model, not a curated record. Gene Ontology annotation, biological process: intracellular protein transport; transcytosis; membrane fusion. Bases 1 to 2088 code for a protein of 695 amino acids. The transcript has 4 exons. Gene Ontology annotation, cellular component: ER to Golgi transport vesicle membrane; Golgi stack; endoplasmic reticulum.
AUGGGGUCUACCGGCCACCAUAGCCAUACCCACAUCGACAUUACCCACGUUCGAUCCCGCUCUCCUUCUCAAGCCUCUCAAGACGACGACCUCCACGAAACCGGCGUCCAAGUAUCCCCGGCAGAGAUCUCCCCUCAAUACUCUGUCAUACAUCAAAGCCAGAGCCAGAGUGGGUCCUCAUCACAUCCGAAUGAUUUUGUUCAAUUGGAUUAUCCCCACGACUACCCUGAACGCGAUGGGUCCGAUUCGGCGUCAAGAGUAGGCGACCGCGACAGGGGACAAGUAUACGCAUCUAGGCCCAACUCGAGACGACAAUCCGCCGGGCGUCAACAGUCUGUUCGAGAGCCUAUUGACAGUCGAACAAGCCAUUUGCGAGAGACAGCGCCCACCAUUAGCGGCGACUCUACAGAAGAGUUCCUGGCUCGGCCAGAACUGAGGCAUCAUCACAUGCCUCGCCCUCAAUCCUACUAUGACCACCCAGGGUAUGCCGCCCACAGCAGUUCUUCUGGGUCCUAUCCAUAUCCUGCUGUGCCACCUUCAAAUCAGAUGAUCCUACAGGCCCAACCCAUGGCGGUCCCCUAUCCACCUCAGUAUCCUCACAUGCAAUCUCCCCCACCAUCUGGCUAUCCUGGCGCAUACGGCCACCCUGCGCCCUCGCAAGUCGGCUCGCCAUACACAUUAUCCCCUUACGCUGCACCCUCCAUCGUCAGCUAUGGUGGACCACCUCCAAGCGGCUACUUUCCGCAGUAUCCUCCUCAAUUCAAUCCCCAGCAAUAUCAACCACAAUAUCUGCAAUACCCUCAACAAAUGCCCUACCCCUACAUGAUUCCGCCACCUGUCGUGCCAUCACCACAACCAGGCUCUGCGCACAUUUCAGCCGAAAAGCUCGAUGCGAAAAAAGACACCGAUCCGGAAGAAAUGUACAAGCGAUUUGCAGACUUGAUGAAGGAGAAGGAAUUAAGCCAGGAAGCACAAGCGGCUGAAAAGGCCAAGGCAGAUGCGGCAGCAGCUGAGCAAGAAGCCAGAUAUCGGGAGCAAGCGCUGAAGCAAGCCACGGAUAAGGCGCGUCAGGAUGCCAUUCGCGCUGAAGAGGAGAGACAGAUCCGAGAAGACGCCAUGCGGGCCGCGGAGGCCAAGGCCCGUGCUGAUGCUGCUGCCAUUGCUGAACGUAUGGCAACAGAACAACGCAUUCGUGAGGAGGCAAAACAAGACGCCCUCCGAGCUUACGAAGCACAGGUCAAGCAGGCUGCUGACCAAGCUGCCCGAGAGCAGCAAAUUCGUAAAGAAGCAGCUGAGGCAGCAUUAAAGGCGGCUGCCGAGGAGGCCGCAGCAAUGGCGGAUAAGGCCGCCACUGAAAAGAAAAUCGCUGACGAUGCUGCUGCGGCCGCCAAAUCUCAAGCAGAAAAAGAGGCCGCCGAGGCUGCAGCGGCUGCAAAGGAGGCCGCCGAAACUGCACAGAAAGAAGCUGAAGCGAAACUGAAGGAGGCGGAAGAAGCGGCUGCCAAAGCAAAAGCUGAGGCCGAAGAAGCAGAGAAGAAAGCGGCAGCCGCCGCGCCUGCUGAGAAAAAGGCUCCUGUCAGGUUCAAGGACGCCAUCGGAAGGAGUUUCAAAUUUCCCUGGGAGAGAUGUUGCCGAUGGAGAGACAUGGAAAGCCUCAUCAACCAGGCUUUUGCACAUGUUCCCAACCUUGCAGAGCAUGUGAUGAACGGUCGUUACGAUCUGAUCGGGCCCGACAAAGAGAUCAUUAUGCCCAAUUACUGGGAAUCGACAAUCGAACCAGAUAUGCACAUUACGAUGAUGCUCUGGCCGAUACCAGAACCAAAGAAGGAGGAUGAACCGCCCGUCCCUCCUGAAGUCCUUGACACGGACGGAAUCUUGAAUCUUGAUGAUAUCCUCAAUCCUCCUAGGAAGAAGAGUGGUAAGAAAAAGAAACCUGCUGGAGGUGGACUCGCCAGUUGGAUGCUGGGAGGGCCUUCUGGGAGGACCCCCAGUCGGUCUGGGCGGUCUUUAAAAGGUGAUAAAAAGCCUGAUGUAGCCGCUCGAUCGCAGCACGGUGCCGCUGAACAAAGUUCAUGCACCGUUAUGUAA